AAACUCUUGAGCUUCGGAUCCCAUUCAAUUGAUUCGAAUGAUUGUUUGAAAAUAGGUUUCACGUUUCUUUAUGAUUUAUUGGGUUCUUAUAACCCUACAUUGUGUCUGCAAAUCUGUGGAUUUGAGGGGCUUGACACAGGGAGGCUGGGAUUUGGAUAGCAUUCCUUCGGGGACGUCGCGAGAAUGUCUAAUUUGUAUGGAGAUUAUAGUCAAAAAAUUGAUUAUGUGUUCAAGGUAGUGUUGAUUGGAGAUUCGGCUGUAGGAAAAUCCCAGCUAUUGGCACGUUUUGCUAGGAAUGAAUUCAGUGUGGAUUCGAAAGCGACAAUCGGGGUUGAAUUUCAGACUAAAACUCUUGUUAUUGAUCAUAAGACAGUGAAGGCACAGAUUUGGGACACUGCUGGCCAAGAAAGGUACCGCGCAGUGACAAGUGCUUACUACCGUGGUGCAGUUGGUGCAAUGUUAGUCUAUGACAUGACAAAGCGUCAAUCAUUCGACCACAUGUCCAGGUGGCUUGAAGAACUAAGGGGGCACGCUGACAAGAAUAUUGUCAUCAUGCUCAUCGGUAACAAGUCUGACUUGGGAAGUCUUCGAGCUGUCCCAACCGAAGAUGCCCAAGAAUUUGCUGAAAGAGAGAAUCUGUGCUUCAUGGAGACAUCUGCUCUUGAGGCCACCAAUGUUGAAAGCGCAUUCAUGACGGUAUUGACAGAAAUUUACCGCAUCAUAAGCAAGAAGACUCUUGCUGCCGGUGAUGGAGCAGACUAUGCCAAGUCCUCUUCUCUCAAGGGAACCAGGAUUAUCGUUCCUGGCCAGGAUCCCAACGCUGAUGCAGCAAAGGGUGGCUGUUGCUUGGGAUAGUAAUCUUCUUUCUCCUCCUCCUUUAUAUAAUUUUUUUUUCUGCUUUUCUUUCCCUUGAAAAUUGUUGUUCACUUAGGAUGCCUUUGUUUGGAGAAAUUGUAGAAAGAGAUGAGUGCUGGCAAUAUUUCUGGAAGAAAUGUGCAUUGCAUAGAGUAUGUUGUUCAUAUAAUUCUGCUAUUACUACUGCUUGUUCCUCUAUAUAUAUUU
Diospyros lotus (date-plum) is the source of this 1062-nucleotide messenger RNA. Its product is annotated as ras-related protein RABA4d. The transcript has 2 exons. Lineage: Eukaryota; Viridiplantae; Streptophyta; Magnoliopsida; Ericales; Ebenaceae. Gene Ontology annotation, molecular function: GTP binding; GTPase activity. The record is from RefSeq and is a predicted model, not a curated record. Gene Ontology annotation, cellular component: endosome. Bases 184 to 855 code for a protein of 223 amino acids.